Molecule: messenger RNA, 1148 nt
Organism: Achroia grisella
Lineage: Eukaryota; Metazoa; Arthropoda; Insecta; Lepidoptera; Pyralidae
Gene: Time
Product: superoxide dismutase [Cu-Zn]-like
Exons: 5
Coding region: 101-721 (206 amino acids)
Biological process (GO): removal of superoxide radicals
Molecular function (GO): copper ion binding; superoxide dismutase activity
Source: RefSeq, a predicted model, not a curated record
CGUGUGCUCAUAUGUCAAUAGACAGUAGCCGAUCUCCGGAACUGCAUACAGCUGAACGAAGUUAAGUCGGAUAUUUAUUUGCGAAAUAUUAUAACCAGACAUGUUCAAACAGGUCCUCAUCAUCACCGCGACGCUCGCAGCGGCGGCUUUCGCUCAUCAUCUCAAAGGAGCACCACACGUGGCUUCAGCAAGGCUGAGAUCUGACAACGUAGAUGGUAACAUCACAUUCACGCAACUGGAGGACAAUAAAGUCAGGGUACAAGGCACCAUCAUUGGAUUGGCUCCAGGACAAUACGGUUUCCACGUCCACGAGAAGGGAGAUCUUAGCAAUGGCUGCGCUUCUACCGGAUCUCAUUAUAAUCCAGAAAAUCAACCCCAUGGCCAUCCUGAGGACAAAGCCCGCCACGUCGGAGACUUGGGCAAUGUAGAAUUUGACGCCAACAAUAUCGCUACCAUAGAUUUCGUCGAUAGCCUUCUUUCCUUAGAGGGAGAACAUAAUAUCAUCGGUAGGGCUGUGGUGCUCCACGAGAGAGCUGAUGACUACGGCAGGUCCGACCACCCUGACUCCAGGAAGACUGGAAAUGCUGGCGGCAGAGUGGCGUGCGGAGUCAUCGGAAUUCUGGAUCCCGUAUACUACACAUACACAUGGAAUGCUGCACCCAAAACAUCUGUCACGUCCACAAUCACAUUAUUAUUCAUUUUAGCAUUGUUUGUUCAUUGAAAUCUAGGUUUAGUUUCCGUAGUUUAUUUCAUAAUUAAUUAAGUAUCACACACUAUCAUGUCGCCAUAAUAAUAAUAAUAAUAAUAUCCCAGGACAAUUCACACAACGCCAUCUAGUCCCAUUCAAAGCAGAGCUUAUGUUAUGGGUACUAUACUACUGAUAUAACUACGUGGAUACUUUUUUUAUAAAUACAUACAUUAUAUAAGUAUAUAAAAACAUCCAGACCGUUACAAACAAUCAUUCUCAUGAAUACAAAUGUUGGUACAGUGUCAGGAAUUGAACCCGCGACAUCGGACGUGAAGCGGUGUGCUAAACCACUAAACCACCGAAGCCGUCAAAUAAAUAUUGUAGUUAUCGUGAAUACUUAAGUACUUAAGUUUUAGAUAAUAAGUUAUUUAUUUCAACAGAUAAAUGUUAGUAAAUAAAA